CCCAGCUCCUGUUGAAUGGCUUUCACUUGCUUGGCCGCUCCUCGACACCUACUACGCUUCUCCGGAACAGCCUCGACGACAUUCCCCGAUCGCAUGGCUCUGAAGUAAUCGCAGCUUCCUCUCGGCUAGUCUCUCCUUUCUGCGUUCCCGUCACAUGCGGGUCCUGCUCCGCCGACGCGCCUUAUCCUCGAUUCCAAUGUCUGACUUCCCGCGACACGACUAUGAGCGGUUACCACGCACCUCGCUUGAGGCCCAGGACUUCCCCGAGCUGAAGCGCUCCGUGUCGACAUCUUCAUGGCUCAGCAACUUGAGCUCGCGGCUGCCAGGCGUAAAGACGCUGUCUGAGCGGGCUACAUACACACAUCUGGUGACACCGCGGAGGAAGAAGCGCUCGAUUUUGCGUGCCAUCUACUACACUGUCUUCGCCUUUCCCUAUUUUUGCGCCUUCCUGGUCCUCGUCGCAGGCAUCUUCUUCCCCAGCUACACCAACCGCCCAGCCCACUAUGUCGAGCUGCAACAGCGGGCAGCAAAUAGCACCCUGCCUGGGCGAGCAAAUCCAUACGGCGAGAAGGUCUUCAUUGUGGCGUCGCUGUACGAAGACAAAGGCCAACUGACAUCUGGCGGCUGGGGGAGGUCGGUGCUGCAGCUGAUAGACCUUUUGGGUCCGGACAACGUGCAUCUGAGCAUUUAUGAGGACAAUCCCACGGAAGCAGCCAAGCAGUCGCUGGCCAGCUUUCGUCAGAACGUCACUUGCAAAUCGACUAUUGUCGCCGAAGAGUUCGAUUCCAGCACAUUGCCUCGCAUCACCCUGCCCACAGGGGAGACACGUCUGAAGCGUAUUGCCUUCCUUGCUGAAGUUCGCAACCGAGCUCUGGCCCCCAUCGACCACCAGGGUGUCAAGUUCGAUAAGAUCUUAUACCUAAACGACGUCAACUUCCACCCCAUCGACGCCGUCCAGCUGCUCUUUGCGACCAACAUCGACUCAACAGGUCGCACCAACUAUGGAGCAGCUUGCGCCCUCGACUUCAUCAACGCCUUCAAGUACUACGAUCGUUUCGCUACGCGCGAUUUUGAUGGACGCAUCACAGGAAUUCCCUUCUUUCCGUACUUCACAAGCGCUGGGACUGCAACAAGCAGGAAGGACAUGCUCUCGCAAACGGAUGCUGUUAGGGUACGAAGCUGCUGGGGAGGCAUGGUGGCCUACGAGGCCCAGUGGUUCCAAGACCAGGCUCAGUUCGAGGGGAAGCCCGCCAAUACCACGACGAGUGUUCAACAUAUGUCGCCGAAUCGUCGAGCUCCGCUACGGUUCCGCUAUGAAGAGGAGACUUUCUGGGAAGCCUCUGAGUGUUGUUUGAUCAACGCUGAUCUGCAAUACCAAAUGACUGGAAGGGGCAUGCCAGCAGACUCGGGCAUUUACAUGAACCCGUACAUCCGAGUUGCAUACGACGAGAAGACUUUGUCAUGGCUCAACUUCAUUCGCCGUCCAGAGCGUUUAUACUCGAUAAUUCACGACAUCCUCAAUCCCAUGGUCGGCUUUCCUGGCACAAACUCGCGUUUGGGCGACGAGCCCGGACAGACUGUCACCGAUACCGUCUGGGAGUACGACGACCCUAUGCGAGGCUUCGCCCACAACGCUACAGGUGCUGACCUUGCUGGCCACUGGGCCGAGGUCACUCGAACAGCCAAACCGGCAUGCACGUUCGGAGCCUCGAUAAUAUGCGUCGACCUCGUCAUCCGCCAGUUUCCUGGCAAGAAGAACUUCAAGAUCGAAGAUAACAAUGCCUUCCUCUCAGCCGGAUUAAGUUUGUCGUUUGGCGUCAUGAUUUUCUCCUCUCUUUUCAGCAUGCUGCCAUCAGCAAAGAAGUACUUGAUAGAAGGGGGCAUGAUCCCCAGAAAUGCUGUUCUGACCAUGAUUGGAUGCUUCCUAGUUGGCGCACUGGGCAUUUCUAUUGUGUCUGACUUCCUGCAUCGGUAUAUCCCACACACCACUGUUGAUUGCGAUCACGAGCAUGGUGAUGAAGAGGAGGGUAAAGUCGAUGACGAGGAAACAGCGCACUCGCACGAAACAAUGCAAGAAUACAGGAACGCCCCUCUGAUGGACGGUCAGCACGAUCAUGACGGUCGCCGCUCGUACGGUACCAACGACGAGAACCAGGACUCCAAACUCCCUCGCAGGCCCUCCUUACACACAUCCAUCUCCACCAAAGUCUCCCAGCUCGUCACCGGCCAGAAAAAAGAGCACUGCGACGAAAACGGCCAAUGCUACGGCUACUCGGACACCUGCGGAACCGAGUGCUUUAAGAACAUCCAGCACGCGCGCCCCCUCCGUCUACACUCCUCAAAAUCAAGCCAGCACCUGAACCCCACCCGCCCUGCGGCAGUAAACAGACACCAAACUACCCAAGGCCCACACGCGCACGACCGCCAACCCCUCACCCUGGAGGACGUCGACGAAACAACACCGCUGGUACCAACACGCUCCGGCCCGCUACCGAUGGAGAACUCGACUGCUUCCUUGCCAGCAACUGAUGAUACUCGCCCGCACAGCCUCGCACAAAAACACAGCACCACCACCCUCUCCUCAACCUCCACCACCUCAUCCCACGCCUCCCACCCACAACACCAUCACCAUGUUCCCACCAAUGUCUUCCUCUCCAUCGGCCUGCAAACGUCGACCGCAAUCGCUCUGCAUAAAAUCCCCGAGGGCUUCAUUACCUACGCAACAAACCACGCAAACCCCACCCUCGGACUCAGCAUAUUCCUCGCUUUAUUUAUCCACAACAUAACUGAGGGCUUCGCUAUGGCACUCCCACUUUACCUUGCGAUAAACUCGCGAUGGAAGGCGAUGUUUUGGAGCGCAUUACUUGGGGGCGUGAGUCAGCCGUUGGGCGCGGGUGUUGCGGCGCUCUGGUUUAGGGUGGCGAACAAAAGCCAUGGGGGAGGGGAGAAGGGGUUGGAUGGGCCGGGGGAGACGGUGUACGGAUGUAUGUUUGCGGUGACUGCGGGAAUUAUGGCAAUGGUGAGUUUGCAGUUACUUGGAGAGUCGCUCGAUUUGACGCAUAGCCGGAAAUUGUGUUUUGCGAGUGCGUUUGCGGGGAUGGGGAUUCUGGGGUUGAGCUCUGCGUUGACUGCGUAGAAGAUGGAGCGUUGGGCAGGGCUGGAGGAAGAUUGCGGUUCCAGUCGCAAGGCCUCGUAAGAAGAGCUGGUUUUAGGCAUCAUCUGGCGUUUUAGGCUUGAUUUACGGAGCCUGCAUUGGCGAGCUGCAGGAGAAUCGAGCAUCUAUGUGAAACGUUGCAUUGCAUCUUGAGAAUGAUGAGAUAGUGAUUUCAAUUCGCCCGAUCCUCUUCAUCGAGCUAUUACAUCUACUGCUUCUUCUACAUAUCAUUAGAGCUCCUCGGGUACUCGUCUGCUGGGUGCUGGAUGUUGUUGACUUCCACUCUCGCUUCCUCCCACGCGGCCUUGUUGCGCUGUGCC
Messenger RNA from Macroventuria anomochaeta, 3474 nucleotides. Its product is annotated as glycosyltransferase family 69 protein. Gene Ontology annotation, biological process: transmembrane transport; metal ion transport. Gene Ontology annotation, molecular function: metal ion transmembrane transporter activity. Bases 155 to 3136 code for a protein of 993 amino acids. Gene Ontology annotation, cellular component: membrane. The record is from RefSeq and is a predicted model, not a curated record. The transcript is spliced from 4 exons. NCBI's taxonomy places the organism in Eukaryota, Fungi, Ascomycota, Dothideomycetes, Pleosporales, Didymellaceae.